AAUCACACCCGGUAUAUACGAUUGGAUGCUGCCAUUACAUCAAUUCUCGAGAGCCAAACAACCCCUAAAUUCUUUAAAGAAACCCUUCGUUAAUCAAAUGAAAUAUGUAAAUUAACAGAGAGUGGGUGAUGAGUGUGUGAUAGCAAGAAUAAAGAAAGGAGGACAAGCGUGAAAGCUCUUUCAGAUAAAUCAAAAUUCCCCUCUCUUUGCUUACUGAUUUUGGGUUUCUCUCUCUAAAAUUGCAGAGAGACUUGUCUAGAGAGAGAGAAGGAGAUUGUGACAACAAACACGAAGAUAUGUUACAGACACUCUUCUGCUUCAUCUUCAUCUUCAUGUCUUCUUGAAGAUAAUGAAUAGAGCCUCUUAUAUCUUCUUCUCACAAGAAGAAGAGUAUGGUGUCAAAACAGCAAAAUGUGUGUCCCCAAAACCCUAUCUUUGCUAUUGAUGAUGCCCUUUUGUGUGACGAACAAGAAAACGAUUUCGAUUUUGGAUAUGGGUUUGGUUCAUCAGAGCACGAAAAUGAAAUCGUGAAGGAAAAAGAUCCAAACUUUACUCAUUUUCAACAGGGGCUUUUGUGGGAAGAAGAUGAGCUUUCUACUCUUUUAUCUAAAGAGAAAACUACCCAUUUGAUCUGCGAUGAGUCGUUAAUGGUUUUGCGAAAGGAAUCUGUCGAUUGGAUGAUUAGAAUCAGUACCCAUUACGGGUUUGUUGCUUUGACGACGAUUUUGGCUGUUAAUUACUUCGAUAGGUUCUUGAUUAGCACUUCUUUCCAAAGGGAUAAGCCAUGGAUGAAUCAGUUAGUUGCUGUCGCUUGCCUUUCUGUAGCUUCUAAAGUUGAAGAGAUCCAAGCCCCUCUUCUCAUGGAUUUGCAGGCGAUUUCUUGUUUCUUCUUUCAGAUGGAUGGAACAAAAUUUGUGUUUGAAUCCAAAACAAUCAUGAAGAUGGAACUUUUGGUGUUAUCUUCUCUUGAUUGGAAGAUGAAUCCUGUAACCCCUCUCGCAUUCUUUGAUUACAUCAUGCGUCGACUUAAUUUAACGACUCAUAAUUUACAUUACGAGUUCCUUCGUAGGUGUGAGCGGAUUCUUCUCUCAGUCGUCAAUGAUGCAAGAUUUCUAGGGUUUCUUCCAUCUGUAAUGUCCGCUGCUAUAAUGUGCAUUGUUAGCAAGGAGAUUGAGCCUGAUAACGCAUCGGAUUACCAAAAUCAGCUUCUGAAUCUUCUCAAAAUCAGCAAGGAAAACAUCGAUGAUUGUUCUAAAUUCAUCACGGAGGUAUCGAUAUCAUCAAACAAUCAUGGAACAAUCUUCUCCCAAACUCACAAACGAAAAUACUCAUCAGUUCCAGGAAGUCCAAGUGGUGUAUUUGAUGCGUAUUUUAGCAGCGAUAAUUCUAACAAUUCAUGGAUGAUUGGAUCAUCAGUUUCAUCGUCACCAGAAGCUCCAUUAAAGAAGAAUCGAGUUCAAGAGCAGCAAAUGAGAUUGACUCCAGUCAACCGUGUUUCCAUCAGUGUUCUUAGCAACAAUCAUUGAGCUUCCAAUUCCCAAUUAAUCUGCAAUCUUUGAAGUAUGGUAUUUACUAUUUUACUAUUUUAAUCUUUUACAAUCUCAUCUUGGAUAUUUAAUUUUAUUAUUAUAACUAUGUUUCUGGUCAAACCCAUGUGAUGGAAAACAUAUAUUCUACAUUUGCUUCAACUAUGAAGUAUGAAGUAUGAACAAACAUAUGUUUGAUUUUAGAAAUGUGGAGUCACAUUAAAUCGAGAAAUUUGUGUUGCUUUCUCUUAAAUUUGCUACAUUUUAAUCUGGGCAUUCAGUACUUUCUGUGUAAGGGCAGAAUUGUCUAUUUGUUAUUAAUGCAAUGCAUACUUUUCAUGUUA
Molecule: messenger RNA, 1870 nt
Organism: Lactuca sativa (garden lettuce)
Lineage: Eukaryota; Viridiplantae; Streptophyta; Magnoliopsida; Asterales; Asteraceae
Product: cyclin-D3-3
Source: RefSeq, a predicted model, not a curated record